Messenger RNA from Alosa alosa (allis shad), 1788 nucleotides. RefSeq lists its product as uncharacterized. Gene Ontology annotation, molecular function: serine-type endopeptidase inhibitor activity. The transcript has 6 exons. The record is from RefSeq and is a predicted model, not a curated record. Bases 247 to 891 code for a protein of 214 amino acids. Lineage: Eukaryota; Metazoa; Chordata; Actinopteri; Clupeiformes; Clupeidae.
CCAACAGUUCAAACCCUACUGUCAAGUGAACAACAAUAAUUGACCUGUUUUAUGAUUGAAACUAUGAAGCAUCACAGGCUGGUUUUAUAACUGAAACUACAGUAGGAGGGCUUUCGGACGCACCUAGGCCAUAAAACCCUGGACUCAAAUAAAGAGUCUGAAGGUCAGUACGUUCAACUGAACUAUUCUUCAUUUACGCCCUAACUGCACUGCCCGAGUGCUAUCUGGAUUUCCUGAAACUUGAUUAUGAACAAUCGCUCCAACAUGCAGGUUAAACCAUGUUUCAGCUGUUUUCUCCUGAUGUGCAUGUUUGCUUCUGCCAUGUCCACAGAUCCGAACCAACGAUGCAAUGAGCCUAAGAAUGAGGGGGAAGGGCAGAAGCAUGAACUGAGGUAUUUCUUUGAUGGAAAUGUGUGCACACCAUUCUUCUACAAAGGAGAGGGAGGCAACUCCAACAACUUUGACAGUGAUCAGAAUUGCACUAUAGCGUGUCUCCCUGAUCAAGCUCACCAGAAGUACCCAGAAGCAGAUGCGGUUUGUUCUCUUCCCGUGGACAACGGUGCAUGUUUUGCCAUGCACCUGAAAUACUAUUUCGACACGGAGGAAAAGAUUUGUCGUCUAUUUCACUAUGGUGGGUGCCAAGGCAAUGGCAACCGCUUUGACACAAAAGAAGAAUGUCAGCAAACAUGCCGAGGUAAAUCUGGAAGAUCACUGGGACAAGGCCCUGAUAUCAACCCUGAUGAAACCCCAGUUUCUGCAGGAUUGGUGGUGGGAGUACUAGGUGGAGUGGUGUUUGCCGUGGCGAUAUUCGCAGCAGUUGCCCUGUAUGUCACCCAGAAGAAGGGGAAGGCGAGGAAGAGGGUCCCAACAACAGAGAUGAGUGAGAUGUGAUGAGAGAGGGAAGAGGAACAGGGACCUCGGAGAGAACGGCGAUGGAGCUUGUCAGUGCUUAUCACUAUUCUGAUAGAUAUUUGCAAUUACUGUUAGUUUUAGUAUUUUAUAAUAAGUGAAUGUUUUAUAUAUUAUGUUUAGUUACUGCCCAUGUAAAUGAAAACAAUCAUGAAAGUAACAAAACUCUUGCUCAGCUGUUUGUAUAGUGUGUGACAGAAUGUUAUUUGUGUAUCACAAAAUGUACUUAGUGAUGGAAAGAAGAUAAUUUAUCAUCAUGACCAGAGGGGCUGCUCUAUGGCAUAUCUCAACUGUUUUUCAGUCAAAAAUUGCACUGUGAUAUCAUUUUUAUAUGGUUUAAUUUAACUGGUUGUGUUUGAGUCUGACGCAUUUUCUGUGUCAGCAAAGGGUUACUUCUGUGGUCAUACAGUGCAGAUUGUGUGAUGUGAACUCACCUUCCCAUCCUGCAACCCCUUACCCAUGUGCAGAGAUUGUCUCAAGACUUGGUUAUCAGAAAUUGUUGUUGUUUUUUUUUUUUUUUUUUGUAGGUUUUGUUUUUCUUAAUAGUCAAAUAAAUCUAUUUAGCUGUCUGAUCUUUUGACUACCCAGAAUGGCAUGUCAUUUUAACUUCAGAAUGGAGGUUUCAAAUGGUUUAACUUAACUGAUUGAGUUUCAGUUUGAAAUGUUUCCUUUGCUAGCUGAAAGCGAAACCUCUGUGUGAUGCACCAUGAUUGCAGGUUUUGUAUGAUUAAACCCACCUCUCACCACCCUCCAGCCCCUCGGAUGUAUAGAGCCUAGCUCUGUAAAAUGACAUGUUAAUACUCUUAACACAUUUUCAUUUUUGCUAAUCUGGAGAUGUUGCUUUCAGUCUGAACACUAAUUAAAAUAUUUUUCCAAACA